This is a messenger RNA of Necator americanus (New World hookworm), 240 nucleotides long. RefSeq lists its product as uncharacterized. The record is from RefSeq and is a predicted model, not a curated record. The transcript has a single exon. NCBI's taxonomy places the organism in Eukaryota, Metazoa, Nematoda, Chromadorea, Rhabditida, Ancylostomatidae. Bases 1 to 240 code for a protein of 79 amino acids.
AUGGGAAGAUGUGGUUCAACGCCAGCUUUGACAAUCUUCGUCGCUUGCGCUCUUUCUAUUCUAUUAGCUUUCUAUAUGGACCUGGAGAAGUUCUACAGAGAAGAUCAUACUUUCUACAAGGUCAUAAUUGGUGAUUUCAGCGUCAAAAUUGGCCCUAGAAGAACGCCUGAAGAAACGCCUUCGGAACUCAGGGCAUUCAAUGGAAUGAGCAGGGAAAGAGCCUUUCGGAGUUCAUCAUAA